Iphiclides podalirius (scarce swallowtail) is the source of this 261-nucleotide messenger RNA. NCBI's taxonomy places the organism in Eukaryota, Metazoa, Arthropoda, Insecta, Lepidoptera, Papilionidae. The record is from the annotation of a GenBank genome assembly.
AUGCUUCGUGGUUACGUGACGAUCCUCAUGGAGACGUUUCCAGGUCGUAACGGUUCGGAAAGAGCGCCGGCGGCGGCUGGACCCCCACAGUGGGGCACAAAUCGACAGAAGUGGAAAAGUACAACGCACCGGGCUCCGUUAUGGAAUAACGAACGGGCAAGAAACGCAGCCCUGACGCUGCGGGCCUCUAUUUCCAUUGUCCAAGUCAUCGGACGCGGAAGCGGCGGCGCCGGCGCUCAGUCGCCGCCCGCCCAGACGGGC